CGCUCUCAGGAGCGUCUGAGGCCCUGCGCGGCGCCAUCCGGCCUGACUCUGGCUUGGGGCAGAGAGGCGCCGCGGUGCCCAGGCCCCACCUUCGCCCCCAGACUCCGCUGUGACGGCCGUGCUGACAGAUCCGCUUCCGGUUCCAUGUUCAACAGAACCACUUAUGGACUCUUCACUGGCUGAUCAGAUUUUCCAAUGUGGAGGAAUCACAUGCUUCCAAAGCUUUUUCCGUUUGCAUCUGGAAAGGUGGAAGUGCCAUCAACUGAUUUGGGGAAGUCUGAGCCCUGUGACCUUUGAGGAUGUGGCUGUGUACUUUUCCCAAGAGGAAUGGAGGCUCCUUGGUGAGGCCCAGAAAUUCCUGUACCGCGAUGUCAUGCUGGAGACCUUUGCACUGGUUGUGUCUUUGGGGUGUUGUCAUACAGCAGAGGAUGAACAGACACCUUCUGAGCAGAAUGUUUCUGUAGAAGUGCCACAGAGAAAUACCAAAAAGAUAGACCUGUCCAGCCAGAAGGUCUGUCCCUGGGACAUGGGUAACCUGGCCUUAGAAGGUGGUUUGUGUGGACCCGAGGUCCUGCGAACAAACCCUGGCCAGACACUGUGUGGGACAGAUGUGAAAUCUCACCAGCAUGGUGGAGAGAAGCUCAUGAGAAGAGAUUUGGGUAAGGCCUUAAUGAAGAACUGCACAGUCCAUGCAUUGGAGAAGGCUUUUACGUGCCAAGAGGCGAGGAAGGAUUUCCCUGGUACCUCUGACCAUGUCCGGCACCAGGUUAAACCACAAAUGAUGGAGUUUGUAGCAGAGUUUCACAACGGAGAAAAGCGUUUCAAGUGCAAUGAAUGUGGGAAACUCUUCUACCGGAAGUCCAGGCUUGCUCAGCACCAUAGAGUCCACACCGGAGAGAAGCCUUAUGAAUGCAGCGAAUGUGGGAAAGUCUUUAGAUGCAGCUCCAGCCUUGCUAUACAUAGAAGAAUUCACACAGGGGAAAGGCCUUAUGAGUGUAGAGAAUGUGGAAAAUUCUUUAGGCAACACUCCCAGCUUGUUGUGCACCAGAGAAUUCACACUGGAGCCAGACCGUAUGAGUGCAGUGAAUGUGGGAAAACAUUUAGUACUAAAACCAAACUUGAUCAGCACCGGCGAGUCCACACUGGAGAGAGGCCUUAUGAAUGUGGAGAAUGUGGAAGAACCUACACCUGUAAACGCAUGCUUAUUCAGCACCAGCUGGUCCACACUGGAGAGUGGCCUCAUGAGUGCAGUGAAUGUGGGAAAGCAUUUAGAUACAUGGCCAGCCUUGUUAUGCAUAGAAGAAUUCACAGUGGGGAAAGGCCUUAUGAGUGUAAUGAAUGUGGGAAGUCCUUUAGGCAAAGAGCCCACCUUCAAGUCCACAAUAGAAUUCAUACUGGAGCAAAGACGUUUGAAUGCAGUGAAUGUGGAAAAUGUUUUAGCCAAAAUUCUAUUCUUACUACACACCAGAGAGUUCACACUGGAGAAAGGCCUUAUAAGUGUUGUGAUUGUGGGAAAUGUUUUAGCCAGAAAUCUACUCUCAUUAAGCACCUGAAUUUACACUGGAGAAAAGUCACCUGAGUGUACCAAAUGUGGAGAAUUUCUUUAGCUAUAGCACCUGAAUGAGGAAAAAAAAAAAAAAAAAAUGAAAAGUUCACACCACAGAAGGACCUCACAAGUGCAACAAAUAUGGAAAUAUUUUCUGUCACAGGUCAACUCUGAUUGAGCACUGGACCUUCACAGCCCAGAUAAACCCAAGAGUGCAGAGAAUGUAGGAAAGCUUUCAGCUGAAGGUAUAACCACAUUGGUCUCCAAAAAGUUCAUACUGGAGAAAGACCUUCAAACCAAAUGAAGAGAGAAGCCAAUGAGCUGUCUCCUUAAUUAAUACAUCUUACUGAACAGGCUCUAAGAGGGGAUCAUCAGCCGAAAGCUGAAUGCCAUCCAUGUGCACAGUCCUGGUGUGGAGAGGGCCUGUGGAUACUUGGUUCUCUGGAAGCUUUAAGGAGCUAAGAUCUACUUCCUAACCUGUGCAGCAGCCUUACCAGACUUCAUGUCACUGUGAGUUUCUUCCCUCUGCCAGAUGGCAGAUUCCCGUUCUGGUUGUCAGUCCCGCAGUGUGAUCAGGGUAGGUAGACCUUUGUGCUCUCCUGUCCCUUAGAGGGAAGCAUGUGUAGCCUGAGCACUUGGGUGACGUCGUGCUCUUAGAUCCUGUCAGCUGCCUAGGAUAUGGCCUAAGCAGCUUUGAUCUUGGGCAUCCAGUCUGGGUUCUACUGGCAGCUCAUAGAGGUUUACUUUGUUUGGUGGUAUAGGGUUGUGUCAUGUUCAAGAUGGAUUUUCUAGCUCCAAGUCACCCUUUGGGGAACUGCCUCAUUUUGCACUGCUUUGUGUAAAAAUAAAGACUAUUGUUUAAGACAA
Bubalus bubalis (water buffalo) is the source of this 2413-nucleotide messenger RNA. Its product is annotated as zinc finger protein OZF. NCBI's taxonomy places the organism in Eukaryota, Metazoa, Chordata, Mammalia, Artiodactyla, Bovidae. Gene Ontology annotation, biological process: negative regulation of transcription by RNA polymerase II. Bases 164 to 1579 code for a protein of 471 amino acids. The record is from RefSeq and is a predicted model, not a curated record. Gene Ontology annotation, molecular function: RNA polymerase II cis-regulatory region sequence-specific DNA binding; DNA-binding transcription repressor activity, RNA polymerase II-specific. The transcript has 5 exons.